CAAAUAUCACUUUGCACUCUCUCGCCCUUAAACCCCUUCCAACCUCUCCUUCUUCUCCGAUCUUCGCCAUGCGUUUCUCGAACCCCCACCAGUCGGCGCUCCUCUCCCUAUCGGCAUGCAUCGUCCUCGUCGUCCUCUCCUCCGUCUCCCCUCCGGCCCUCUCCCUCUCCUCCAUCCACGACCUCCUCCGCUCCCGGGGCCUACCGGCCGGCCUCCUCCCCCGCGAGAUCAAGUCCUACACCCUCUCCGACGACGGCCGGCUGGAGGUGCUCCUCGACGGGCCCUGCCUGACCAAGUUCGAGAACCGUGUCUUCUUUGACAGCGUCGUCAAGGCCAACCUCACCUACGGGAGCCUCAUCGGGGUGGUGGGCCUGUCCCAGGAGGAGCUCUUCCUGUGGCUCCCCGUGAAGGACAUCAUCGUCGACGACCCCAGCUCCGGCCUCAUUCUCUUCGACAUUGGUGUCGCUCACAAGCAGCUCUCCCUCUCGCUCUUCGAGGAUCCGCCCGACUGUAAGCCCCAGCAAGGUCUGCUGAUGAGUCAUGUGAGGAAGGAGAAAGGGUUCGAGGAUCGGAGAUAGAGAAUGUCCAAGGCUGUUCCAACUUUUGUCCGCUCCUCCUCCUCCUCCUCCUCCUCCUCCUGUCUAAUAAUGAAGAAUUUCCCCCGCAUCAUAAUAGCAAAUAUAAUAUUAAAUAUAUAUAUGUGAGUAAAUGUCAUUAGAAUUUAGGUUGCCGGUAGCUUGGUCAUAAUUAGGGAUUGUAAUUAAAGAUGUGAAUUUGGAAUCCAAGAUUUAGCGAUGAAGAGACUUUUCGAAAGAGAGCUUUUUCUUCUGAUAUAUAUUUUUUUUUUGGCUUUU
Molecule: messenger RNA, 854 nt
Organism: Eucalyptus grandis
Lineage: Eukaryota; Viridiplantae; Streptophyta; Magnoliopsida; Myrtales; Myrtaceae
Exons: 2
Coding region: 69-578 (169 amino acids)
Source: RefSeq, a predicted model, not a curated record